AUGUCUCAAUCAAAAGCACGACCUGCUCCCGUGAAGCGCUCCUCGAGCCUCCGGCGAGCGUACAAUCACCUCUUCCGCUCCGACUCGGCGACUUCGAGAGCCAGCCCCCCACCACGACCUGAGCGGCUAAAGAGGACCCCCACCGUAGCCGCUGUUCCCGAAUCAAACCAGGCCCCAGAAACUCAAGAGGAUGCACUGCAGCGAGAGUUGCAACAAUGUCGUCAAGAGCUCGAGGAAGCGAAGGAGAUGGUCAUGGCGCAGGACCAAGAGUUGUCAACUCUGGAGAGAAACGCCCAGAGAAUGGAGAGACGCUACAAAGAGAAGGAGGCGGCUUUGACCCGGCAGAAGGCUUCUCUGGAAGAAACCAUGGUAGCAGUGGUGGUGCAGCAGAUCAGAGAGGCCCAAAAGGCCGAACGGCAUGCGGUGAAAGAUGAAUGCAAUCGGGAACAUCAAGCGACGCUGGACAGCCUGCAUCACAAGUACAAAUCGAGGACGGCAAUUCUUACCCAGGAACUGGCAGAUGCUCGCGCCGGCACCGAACGACUCAAGGCCGAUUAUGAAAAUCAAAUCACCUCACUAAAUACCGAGAUUGCCUCUUAUACCAAUGAUCUCGAAACCGCGAAGGCAGCCAUUGUUGAAACCACCGACUCACUGAGGAACAUUCAGCAAGCAUCAACCACCGCCCUGGAGGAAUCGGAAAAGGCGAAUACAACGCUGAGAUCGGAGCUAGAAGAUCAGAUCGCCGCUUUGACAGAGGAGCUCCAUGCCUCCCGGUUCGAGCUACAGAACGCCGGCGUGAGCCUCGAAGACCAUACCAGGCGAUACGUCGAUCUGCAAAACACAUCCUCAAAGGCGCUAGAAGAUGCAGAAACCUCGCUGGCCUCGAUACGCACAACAUUAGAGUCUCAACUUGAAGCACAAGCCAACGACCUUUCCACUGCCAGAGAUGCAUUGGAGACAUCGACCAAGGACAGGGAAGCAGACAGAUCAGCACAGCAGCUUGUUCAGGACGAGUUGGCAGCUGCACGUGAUGAACUUGCGCAACUCGCCUCCGAACUUCAGAGUCAUGGUGAGACGAAGGAAGCAUUAACCGCGGCGGAAGCGCGAAACACGGAGCUCACAAACGAGUUGCAAGAUCAUUCAACCACGAAGGCUGCUCUAGAAGCCUCGGAAGAGAGGGUCGCCCAGCUCUUAGUAGACCUGGCGACCUUUGAUGUUUGCAAGCAAGAGCUCGACAGAGCACAGACAGAGAUCACUCGUUUGUCAAACGAACUCGAAGGCUUUGCUGGUAUGAAAGAAGCUCAAGAGGUGGCGGAGGCACGGAUAGCCGAGCUCACCACCCAGCUUGCUGGGCAUGAGCAGCUGAAAGCUGACCAUGAGACUACGAAGCGGGACCUUGACGAAUCCCAAACCAAGAUUACAGACCUCACCACAGAACUCGGGGGCUACGCCGAUUUGAAGGAGGCGCAACACAAUGUGGAGGCGCAGAUGACACAGCUCUCGGCCAACAAGGAACAGCUCACAUCAGACCUUGAGGCCACCAAGCGUGAAUUGGAGGAAUCCCAAGCCAAGGUCACAGAAUUGACGACAGAGCUCGAAGGCCACGAGUCGACCCGGGAAGAGCUAGCAGCGGCACAGGAUAAGAUUGCUGGGUUGUCUUCCGAACUGGAAGAACAUGCUCAGCUCAAAGAAAAUCAUGAAGCAAUGAAACACGAACUUGAAGCUUCUCACGACAAGGUCUCGGAAUUGACAACGGAGUUGGAGAGCUAUCAAUCUAUUCACGAACAAUUGGCGACAGCGCAGGAGAAGAUUGCUCAGUUGUCCGCCGAGCUCGAAGAACAUGCUCAGCUUAAAGAAGACAACGGCGCACUGAAACAGGAGCUCGAAGAAUCUCGCGCCAAGGUCGCUGAUCUAACAACUCAACUUGAGGAUGGCGACACCGUUAAGGGGAACCUCGAAGCGGCUGAGUCGAGACUUGCUGAACUCUCCGCUCAAAUGGAAAGCCACACUCAGCUCGAAACCGAUCAUGAGGCUAUCAAGACGGAACUCGACACAGCCCACGCCAAAUUUGCAGACCUCGCAACGGAGCUCGAAGAACACAAGGGGCUCAAGGUGCAACUCGAGGCAGCCGAGUCAAAGAUUGCCCAGUUCUCCGCUGAGUUCGAAGAAUACACCCAGUUGAAAGAAGACCACGAAAGGGAGAAGGAACGUUCUGCAAGCCUCGCACAAGAUAUUGAUCGUCAUCUGGCUGCUAUGGCUGCGGCAGAGGAAAAGCAGCACGAAGCAGAGGCUCGAGCUGUUGAGGCAGCAGCAAAGCACAAAUCCGCCGUCGAUGAGAUUGAUGGUCAUCUAGUGACCAUUGCGGCAGCAGAAGAGAAGCACAAGGACGCUGAGGCUCGUGCUGUCGAGGCGGAAGAAAAGCACAAGUCCGCUCUAGGCGAGAUCGAAGCUCACUUCGAUGCUCUUACCGCGGCUGAGGAGAAGCAAAAGGAAGCCGAAGCACGAGCUGUCGACCUCGAAGACAAGCACAAGUCUAUCCUCGCCGAGCUGAACGAUUUGAAAGAGAAUCUGACCGCAGGCGAGUUGGGCCAUGCGGCGGCAAAGGAGCAAAUGGACCAGCUUACAAGGGAACUCGAAGCUGCUUCGGCUUCUCGCGAAAGUGCACAAGCUGCGCUUAAUGAGGCGCAAGAGAAGCUACGCCCUCUGGAAGAAAAGAUUGAAAGUCUCGAAUCGGAGUUGACAUCCAUAUCAGAUUCACAGCAGGGUGAUCAAGAACAGGCCCAAGCACAACAAGCGAAACACACCGAAGAGCUCGCAGCGGUUGAAGCAGAGAGAGAUGGCUUGGCAGAAGAUAUAUCGGCUCUGCGGGCAGAGCAUGACAAGUUGGCUACGGAGAUGCAAUCCAUGGAGGAGUCCAAGACCGCCGUUGAGAAGAAGCUUGCUGAUUUUGAGGCGGAGCGAUCCAAGUUCACCUCAGAGCUUACCGAGUUAAAAGCGACUAUAUCAGACCGUGACAGCGAGAUACAAGUUGCCGAGAUAGCCCAAGACGAUGCACGGAAACAAGUCGAAGAGGCAGAGAGCGCUCGGCAUACAUUGGAGGAGAAAAUGGCAGCUGUCGAGGCCCAGCUCAAGUCAGCUGAGGAUUCACGUGAAGAACUAGCAGAGAAGUGCAAGCAGCUUGAGGAGAAUCAGACCAACCACCAGGCCAUGGAGGAGCAACUCGUUAGCCUUCAGGAACAACUGAAAUCAGCCCAGAGCUCGAAUGAGGAGCUGAUCCGGAAGCUUGCUGAAACUCAGACCAGCCCGCAAGCCUCAGGGGAUGAACUUACUGCACUUCAAGAGCACUUGAAGACAUCUCAGACCUCGAACGAGGAGCUCACCAGGCAGCUUGAGGAAAUUCAAGCCAGCCAGCAGACCUCAGAAGAAAAAAUUGCUUCGCUCGAGGAGCAAUUGAAGUCCGCCCAGAGCUCGAACGAGGAGCUUGCCCAAAAGCUUGAGAAUGCGGAAGGUGCGGACACGGCAGCCGCCAGCGAGAAAGCAACUCUUCAAGAGCAACAUGACGCGGCUAUGGAUGAGCUCAACAAGGAGCUAGUCUCAACCAAGGAGGCACUGCAGAAGGCAAAAGAAGAAGCAGAUGCAACAAUCGCAGACCUCGAAUCCAAAUUCAUUGCCUCUGACGCCUUUCACAGGGACGUCCAAGAGUUGCUGGAAAAGACUCGUACUGACGCCGAACAGUCAAGAACAGAAAUGGAGGGCAAACUCGCCGAGGCCCAAGAGCUCCACAAAGCCGCCCAAGAAGCGAUCAGAAAAGCCAAGGCCGACGCCGAUGCCAUGUCAGGUGAUUUUGAUCAGAAACUCGCCGAAGCAUUGACAAAUCAGAAAGCUGCCGAAGAAGCUCUGGCAACGGCGCGAGAGGGGGUUGAAGCAUCCAGCGCACUCGAGGAGAAGCUUGCCGCAGCCUUAACCGCCCAGAAAUCUGCCGAAGAGGCGUUGGACAAUGCUCAGACUGGAGCUAAAGCCGCUGAGGAAGCCAAAGCGAGUCUGGAGGCGCAGUUGCAGAGCGCCAAAAGCACGGAGUCCGACGCUGAGAAGAGGCUUGCGGAUGCCGAGGCCGCCAAAGCUUAUUUGGAGGAUAAGAUUCAAGCGGCCGAAGUCGAAAAGGCGAAUGCUGAACAAGAAGUCCACCAUAUUCGGGAGAAAUUCAUGCAACUUCAAGCCGACCUGGAGUCGGCCAACCUAGAAAAGCUUGCCAUUGUCGAGAAGUCGUCCAAAGAGCUUGGGUCGACACAAGCAGAGCUCGAAGCGGCCAUUGCGGCCAGGUCAGAAGCCCAAGACCACGUCAGGGAGCUGGAAGCAAAGCUGGAGGCAUUGAAGAACAACGAUGAAGACUCGAGCCGACACCUGAAAGAACUUGAAAUGGAGCUCGAGUCACUCAGAGCCAAAGCACUCGAUGUUAACAAGAUCUCGGAGGACUUGGAGGCCAAAGAUCACGCCAUUCGCGAGUUGACCACGAGCAAGGACGAGGCUGAAACGCAACUGGAGGACGCAGAGAAUAAACUGGCGUCACUGCAGCAUGAAAUGGAUUCUCUGAAGGCGUCGACGAGAUCAUCAAAUGAAGAGGCCGAGAAAUACCUCGAGAAAAGAGAGCAGGAGUUCAAACAGCAGGAGGAGCAAACUAGCCAAGAGCUCAGUUCGCUGCAAGAACAAUUGGAAGCUAAGCAAGAAGACAUUGCAGAGCUCCAGGCAUGGAAGGCCAUGAUGGAACAAGAGUUGGACGUUAUGAAUCCCUCGACACCACAGUCACCUAACGUGGGUGAUAUCGAGGAUAAGACGUCCACGGUCGCCACCGUGAAUGGCGGAAGAGGGAAGAAGAAGAACAAAAAGAAGGCGAAAGCAGCGGCAGACUUCGAGGACGCCAUGCAGGAGGGAGCUGCGUAG
Messenger RNA from Cladophialophora yegresii CBS 114405, 4938 nucleotides. RefSeq lists its product as uncharacterized. NCBI's taxonomy places the organism in Eukaryota, Fungi, Ascomycota, Eurotiomycetes, Chaetothyriales, Herpotrichiellaceae. The transcript has a single exon. The record is from RefSeq and is a predicted model, not a curated record. The coding region runs from base 1 to 4938 and encodes 1645 amino acids.